AUGCACCCAUUCUCUGUCCUCACUCUUGCGAUUUUCGUAGCCGGCUACAUCACUGCGCGCUGGGAUCUUGUAACUCGACUCUACGAAUUAGCAGUUUUUGCUUGGGACCACGGCGUUGUUGCGCGUACAGCGAAGGGUUUCGCCAUCUUGUCUCUAUUCUUCUUCUUGUUCAUAAUACCAGUGGAGCGGCUUGCGUCGAGGGAGACAGACUUGGCACUGAGUGUGGAGAAUGCUCUGAAGGUUGGGACAUUGUUCAGGAACUCAAGUCAUCCCAUAGCGCGGAUUUAUGAACUAUGUGGUCAGCCAUCUAUGCACGUACUAGGCCUUUCGAAUUCUGCCCAUGUGGAUGUGGAAGUGCUUCAAAUUCAUGCCGCAACAGGCCAGCAGUUGCGUAUGCCACAAAUAUCCUGCGCGAGAGCUAGCACCAUUCAGAUUACCAUGUAUGAGCGGCCUAUACCAAAUCGAAUGCAGUAUAUAUCACUUAAUCCAAUUUCAUUAGCUUUAGGGGAUAAGGCGGAGAUGGCCACACAUGCGCCUGGAAGUGUCGAAGCUGAAGAAGAAAAGGAAGAAAGGAAGAAACAAGAGAAGACAAGGGCGCUCGUCGAGAAACUCAAACUUCAUACUGUUGCCCAGCAUCCUCCUUCCCAUAAAGAGCGUGCUCUUCCGAAGAUUGUCAAUCAAGUCAAUUGCUCGUGGGAGUUGCAACAAAUUCUACAAAAGAACAUUUCACUUGUAGGAAGGCGAUCACGGCGAAGCUUGAGCGUUUCUGAAAGAGUUGUUGAAUCAGCUACUAGCAUGAGGGAUUUCUUGAUCAUGGCAAUUUGGCACCUAAUAACUCUUUACAUUUAUCCCGUCAUUCGACGCGGCUUCAUAAUUACGCUCUUAUGCCACAGGGUUGCUGCUGAGGCUUUUCUCAUCGUGCUAGAAUGGAGAGCCAAGCCAGAAUAUGCAGCCUUGAAAGAUGUAUCAGCGACAGCGCAACAGGUUGAGAUUCGACUCCAGCAGUUUUGCUACUGGCCAAUGCAGUACAUAACGCUAAGGAAACGAAAAGACGAUUGGGAGAGUAUCACGACUAGCCAUCCAGACUACAUCAGAUUCUACAAUAGUCUGUGGCUAGUUGCCAAUGAUGUAAUCAUUGGCAUUGCCCUUGGGUCUUAUAUUAUUGACAAUUCGACUUGGGUAGCUGAGUCUAUUGGGAAAAUACUUAGCUUGUACUCGGUCGCAGCUCUUCAAAGAACAAUCUCCUGGUUGAUGCGUUGGCCUGCUGGACUCAAACUCAAUACUGAGCUAGCAGCCUUCUUAGGUGACUUGUUCCUAUGGGUUAUUGACCAUUGGUCUGGUCUAGUAGAAGCUCUCCAACCAUAUCUACCUCACCUCAUUUGGUUUAUUGGGUUUUCUAGCUUCGCCGGAGCCAGCAUGCCGAUCGCUCUAUUCUCUGAUCUCGUUUCAAUCUUGACGAUUCACAUUUACUCCUUCUACAUGGCAUCCGCCCGUAUCUUUAAUUGGCAGUAUACCAUACUGUUGUCGCUCUUCCAAUUAUUUCGAGGCAAGAAGCACAACGUUCUGCGAAAACGAAUCGAUUCUUGCGAUUACGACCUCGAUCAAUUACUUUUGGGCACUAUCUUGUUUACACUCCUUUUCUUCCUACUGCCUACUGUGAUAGUAUUUUACCUCACAUUUGCAUGUUCUCGCAUGGCAAUAAUAUCGCUCAAAGCUGUUCUAGAUACCUUGCUUGCAUGCCUGAACCAUUUUCCUCUUUUUGCUCUCAUGUUACGAAUUAAAGACUCUCAACGAUUGCCAGGUGGAAUCCGUUUUGAACUCAAAGAUACCCAGCAAUACUCCUCAACUAAUCCUAGCUCACCUACUCCGCCGCCAACGUCGUAUAUUUACCUCAAGUCUGUUCCCCUCACAUUCAGAGCCAUGUUCCACCAAUACUUCCAACUGGGUCACCGCAUCCGCAAACACUACCUAUCACCCCACGUACUCCUUUGCCUUGCAACCGGUAAAUUCGUUCCUCCUAUUCACCGCAAGAACCUCUAUAGCUUGCAAUAUAGCAUGCUUCCCGCUCAGCGGGCUGGUAUCAUGGAAAUGUGGAAUGCUCUUACCACCAAUACAAGCACUACCAAGGAAAAGAAGCCGGUCUAUGAGAAUAGAGGUUUCAGCGGGCGCAGAUUCAAUGGCCACUUAAGCGGAAGGAGGUAG
Messenger RNA from Glarea lozoyensis ATCC 20868, 2202 nucleotides. RefSeq lists its product as uncharacterized. Lineage: Eukaryota; Fungi; Ascomycota; Leotiomycetes; Helotiales; Helotiaceae. Gene Ontology annotation, biological process: GPI anchor biosynthetic process. Bases 1 to 2202 code for a protein of 733 amino acids. Gene Ontology annotation, cellular component: membrane; endoplasmic reticulum. The record is from RefSeq and is a predicted model, not a curated record. The transcript has 6 exons.